Messenger RNA from Spinacia oleracea (spinach), 2446 nucleotides. RefSeq names its product fatty acid amide hydrolase. The transcript is spliced from 21 exons. The record is from RefSeq and is a predicted model, not a curated record. Gene Ontology annotation, molecular function: N-(long-chain-acyl)ethanolamine deacylase activity. The coding region runs from base 370 to 2193 and encodes 607 amino acids. Gene Ontology annotation, biological process: N-acylethanolamine metabolic process. NCBI's taxonomy places the organism in Eukaryota, Viridiplantae, Streptophyta, Magnoliopsida, Caryophyllales, Amaranthaceae. Gene Ontology annotation, cellular component: membrane.
AGAAAUAAAAAGAGUAUGAUAGUGAGUGACUCAGUGAAUGAGAUUGGACUCUUUCUUGACAAAAUUGGUUUGUCAAUUGUCCCACAAAUUAGGAUUUUGUCAAAUACCAGCACAAAUUAAAUCUAUCUUAAAUAUGGAGAUAUAAUACUAGUUCAUAACUGCCCACCAAUAAGGUGACCAAAGUGCAUUUAAUCUGCCGAAAACGACGAACAAGUUCUUCCAUAAUCAUUAAUCACAGAUAAUUAAAAAGUUUGUUGAGGCUCCAACUUCAGCACCAUCAUUAUCAUCAUCUUUUAUAUAAGGGUUUGUACAAUUCUCCACAUAAGUUCAAUCUUUGAUUUCUGAUCUCCAAUUUUUUAUUGAGGGAAAAUGGUGAAGAAGAAAGUGUUGAUUCCUGCUGAUGAAGUUGACUUGACGACAGUAAAAUAUCAGUAUGACCAAAUUGUAGCUCCACAUAUCACGGGAGCAGUACUGGGAUUAUUUGUUACCAUGGCUGAAGCUCCUGUCAUAGGUCCUCUUAUUAUUUCAUACCUGAGAAAGCAAAAUAAUAUGGUUGAGCUACUGAAGAAUACUGUCAUUCCAGAAAGUCCCAUGUAUAAACCCGAGUUCCCUCCCCAAGAAAUGGAGCAAGAUGUUACUGUUAUUGAAGAAACUGGCUCCCCCGAGGAUCGUGUAGCAGAAGCCCUGAAGUGUCUCCCGGAAUACGACCCUGCAGGCUGUUGGGAUGAUGAUUUAGAAACAUCAUUUCGUUAUUGGCAGAUCCGUGAUUUUUCAUAUGCUUAUCGUGCCAGGCUUGCAACCCCAUCCAUGGUUGCUGAGAAAAUAAUCUCGUUCUUGGAGGAGUUUGAUAAUGCAAAUCCCACUACCCCAUUACUAGUUUCCUGUGAUGCUGAGGAUAUAAGGAAGCAGGCAGCUGCUUCAACUCAAAGAUUUGAAGAAGGAAAUCCUAUAUCAGUUUUGGAUGGAAUUUUUAUGGCAAUCAAGGAUGACAUAGAUUGUUAUCCUCAUCCGACUAAGGGUGGUACAACAUGGUUUCAUGAAGUUCGCCCUGUAAAGAAGGAUGCAGUUUCUGUUUCCAGGCUGCGCAGUUGUGGUGUAAUUUUGAUUGGGAAGGCAAACAUGCAUGAAUUUGGUCUUGGGACAACUGGAAACAAUGCUAAUUAUGGAACAACAAGAAAUCCACACGCACAUGAUAGGUACACUGGUGGAUCUUCAUCAGGCCCAGCUGCACUUGUAGCUUCUGGACUAUGUUCAGCUUCUCUUGGGACAGAUGGUGGAGGAUCAAUUCGCAUUCCUUCAUCCCUCUGCGGGGUAGUGGGCUUGAAAACGACAUAUGGAAGAACUGAUAUGAGAGGGUCAUUGUGUGGUUCAGGGACUGUGGAAAUUUCUGGCCCAAUGGCAUCAUCAGUUGAGGAUGUUAUGCUUGUGUAUGCAGCGAUACUGGGUUCCUCACCUGCUGAUAGAAUUAGCCUGAAACCUUCACCACCUUGCUUACCCAAUCUGAGAUCUGAAGCCCGACUCAGUACUGUAGGGUCAUUGCGACUUGGGAAGUAUACAGAGUGGUUCAACGAUGUGUAUUCCCCAGAAAUCUCUCAGAAGUGCGAGGAUGCUUUGAACUGGCUUUCAGAAACCUAUAAUUGCCAAACAGUGGAAAUUACUAUCCCCGAGCUGAAUGAGAUGCGCACUGCACAUGUAGUUUCAAUUGGAUCUGAAGGCCUAUGCUCACUAAAUCCAUAUUGCGAAGAAGGGAGAGGUUCAAAGUUGACAUAUGAUACCCGCACAAAUUUGGCGCUUUUCCGUUCACUUUCAGCUACAGACUACAUUGCAGCCCAGCAGAUUAGGCGAAGGAUGAUGAACUACCACAUGCAGGCCUUCAAGAAGGCGGACGUCAUUGUGACACCAACCACCGGCAUGACAGCACCACUUAUACCCGCCAGCGCUCUUAAAUCCGGAGAGACAAACUUGGUGGUUUCAGGUUAUCUAAUGCGCUUUAUUGUGGGUGCAAAUCUUCUUGGCCUCCCAGCCAUUUCCAUUCCGAUUGGUUAUGACAAGCAGGGACUACCGAUUGGCUUACAACUUAUAGGGCGUCCAUGGAGUGAAGCAACACUUUUACGUUUGGCAUCUGUAAUCGAGGUAUCGUAUGGGAUAACCAAGAAGAAACCAGCUUUGUACUUUGAUAUAUUGAACCAAUAAAAUUACUCUACUUUCCAGAGGAUACAAUAUACUUUAUAUACAUACAUUACAUCAUCUUGGGAUUUAAGACUUAAAGAGUGUGUGUUCUUAUUACUUCUUAUCCAUUGCUUUGUCGGUACAAGAUUCAUGUACACUAUACAUAUAUUGCUUUCUUUUUCAUUUCUUCCUUUCAAGUACGUUAUAUGAUGUAUUAGGAUGAAUUAAAUUGUGUCAUUAUUUUAUGUCUUGAGUAAUUUCAUUAUUAUUUCUUACA